Messenger RNA from Zerene cesonia (dogface butterfly), 1914 nucleotides. It is a transcript of the gene Poxn, whose product is annotated as paired box pox-neuro protein. The coding region runs from base 240 to 1334 and encodes 364 amino acids. The transcript has 5 exons. Gene Ontology annotation, biological process: regulation of transcription by RNA polymerase II; anatomical structure development. Gene Ontology annotation, molecular function: DNA-binding transcription factor activity, RNA polymerase II-specific; RNA polymerase II cis-regulatory region sequence-specific DNA binding. Lineage: Eukaryota; Metazoa; Arthropoda; Insecta; Lepidoptera; Pieridae. The record is from RefSeq and is a predicted model, not a curated record.
GCUCCACGCUUCGUGACGAGAACGCGUAAAGGAACGCACGGUUUGCGCGCGAACGAUCACAAAUUCGAACUUUUGAAUUUCGAAUUAUCAUUAUCGCAUAGAUUUAUUUAGUGCUGUGUUUGUGUUAGUGAACAUUGAACUGUUAGUUGAUUAUAACUUUCCGAUCGUAGAAUGGUAAAAUUUAUCUUUGAAUUUAGAAGAUUCGAUUGCUGAAGUAGAAUAUUUCGCCGGUACCUACAAUGCCGCAUACAGGACAAGCGGGUGUUAAUCAGCUUGGUGGGGUGUUUGUGAACGGCCGGCCACUACCAGACAUGGUGAGGAAGAGGAUAGUGGAGCUGGCGAUCCUGGGCGUCAGGCCGUGCGACAUCAGCCGGCAGCUGCUGGUCUCCCACGGGUGUGUGUCCAAGAUACUCACACGGUUCUAUGAAACGGGCUCUAUUCGUCCAGGCUCGAUUGGAGGUAGUAAGACUAAGCAAGUGGCAACACCGACUGUCGUGAAGAAAAUAUUGCGCUUGAAGCAGGAGAAUCCAGGCAUGUUCGCUUGGGAGAUACGCGAGAGGCUGCUCAGUGCGAGAGUGUGCGAGCCCCACUCUAUACCCUCUGUGUCGUCCGUGAAUAGGAUACUUAGGAAUAGCGGCCUGGCGUGGAGCGACGAUGACACGAGAAACCCGCACGAACCGUAUCCACAACCUGAAUUGACACCGAACAUGAUUGACUACAUGUCCCUAAAGAAUUCUCUACCGCCCACGCCCAUGCCUCAGCAGUCGCCAUACUUCCCGCACUCUGCAGUAAGAGUUCCCCCACCACAGGCUGACCAACAUCUCUACGACCGGCGAUUAGCUACAACUUGGCUUCUAGCAAACCAACAAGCUCAAGGCCUCUUGAAACCUUACCCCAUAUCACCCUGGCAAAGAGUCAUGAUGCCAUAUCCGGACACAAAGAAUUUCUCUCCUUACGCAAUCAACCUCCACAAUGACAUUAUCAACAGAAUCAACCCAGAUGAAGUGAAAUCAGAAACGUCAGAACAGAUUUCCGUUGAAGCUAGCGAUGACAGCACUGAUAGGCCGGACACGGAUGAACAAGAAUCGAAAACAAAGGAAAAGAAAAAGAACCCAUACUCCAUUGAGGAACUUUUAAAAAAGCCUGACAAAAUCGUAAAUACCUCACCGAUUGGGUUCCAGAACUUUCUACGGCAGCCGAGUGGAAGUUUAAUUGAGUGUCAAGAGAAAACUUUAAGCAAUCGCAGUUCACCAGCCAGCUACUGCUCGGUACAAAGCGUAGCGUCUAAUGAUUGCUCUCUAGAGUCCGGCUCAGAAAUCAAACAGGGAAUGUAAACUAGUCAAAAGUUACAGUAUAGCCAUAUUAAAAAUUGUGUUUGCCAUAACGUAGUCGAUACUUGGUGUGUAUUCUAGACAUUCCAUAGACAUAGACCAUACAUAGACAAAUUAUUUAGGUAAUUUAUUCUUUACUUUAAAUUAUUAUUUACUAUUUAGAAGAAAAUUUAUAGUGUAUGUUAAAAAGUAGGUUUAGAAUGUGUAUUAUUUAGGUAUUGGUAUAAUAUUGUAGAGUUAACAAUAUAAGUUUAAUUUAAAAGAUUGGUUAUUCAAAUAUCCCGCCAAAAUUCUGAAUUUGUUACUAAUUUAAAUGAAUAUAAGCUGUAAAAAUCGAUGAUUUCAUCGAUAAAAAUAAUAUAUUGUAAAUAAGUAAGUUAUGAAUAAGUUUCUGUGAUAUUGUAAAUGUUGUGUAGGUUUGUGUUCAUGCACACAGCACAUACCGUAGAUAACAAAAACUGUACAUGUGCGUGUAGAAAUAAUUAAAUAUGGUCCCGUACUUGAGUAUAUUAUAAAGUCCAUAUUUAUACAUUUAUGAUUUAGUGCAUACCUUCGUUUAAACAUUAGCACAAUAAACCAAAUA